Molecule: messenger RNA, 2028 nt
Organism: Doryrhamphus excisus (bluestripe pipefish)
Lineage: Eukaryota; Metazoa; Chordata; Actinopteri; Syngnathiformes; Syngnathidae
Gene: traip
Product: TRAF-interacting protein
Biological process (GO): replication fork processing; protein ubiquitination
Cellular component (GO): nucleus; site of DNA damage
Molecular function (GO): zinc ion binding; ubiquitin protein ligase activity
Source: RefSeq, a predicted model, not a curated record
CGCACCAUGUGGGGUGGAGCUUGUGUUUGAACGUACAGCGGGGAAACAUAAUGGCGUAACGUCGAUGUGUUAUAUAUGUGGUGAUUAACUAACUGCACUUCGACAGUCAACAUCAAUAUUCCAAAUGGCACGCACAUAAUAUUGAUAAGUGCUUAUUACGGCGGAUGGUGCAGUAACAUAACUUUCUCAAGUAUGGCGACCGACCAGUGAUCGGGCAAUUAGUGGUCGUAGCUAAACGUGUUAGCUAGCUGUUCUUUAACAUGCUUAUCAAAUGCAUGCCACCGUGUAUGAUAUACGUAUAUGUAUGAUAGUCUAUACCUCACCGCAGUAACAGAACGCUUCGCUGGGAAUUAGGAUGCCUAUUCGAGCUUAUUGUACAAUUUGCUCCGAUUUCUUCGAUCACUCCAAAGAUGUCGCCGCUAUCCACUGCGGCCACACUUUCCAUCAUGACUGCCUGCUUCGGUGGUUUCAAACAGCCACGACAAAAACAUGCCCGCAGUGUAGGAAGCAGGUCAGCAACAGGCACAUUAUCAGCAAACUCUUCUUUGACAUUGGAGAGGAAGAGAGUUCAGCAGACCCUGAAUCCUUGCAGAAUGAGCUUGACAGGCUUAAGGCGCUUUUAAGCUCUAAAGAAAGAGACUGGCGUGACAAACAGAAAACUGUGGAUGGUCUUAAGGACACUGUGGACAAGCAGAGGAGAGACUUGGACAGCAUGCGGAAAGAUGUCGUCGAGAAAGAGAUGCUGUGUUCUGCUCUCAGAAAACAAAUGACCUAUCUGGAAACGCAACAUAAUGACGCUCAGGCUGCAAAGGAUGAGGCCCGCAGACUGAGGACCAAAAUGAAAACAUAUGAAAGCCUGGAUGUUUUAUUACAAGGUCAAAGAUCUGAAGUGGAGUCCAUGAUUACAGACAUGGGUGUUAGUCAGGCUGCUGUGGAGCAGCUCUCCAUCUACUGUAUCUCUCUCAAAAAAGAGUAUGACAGCUUAAAAGGAAGCCUGAAAUCGUCUAACGACAUGUGCGAGAGGCUGAGGAGGGAAGUGCUCACAUCCAACAACAAGUUACAAAAAGCCUCGACGGAAGUGAAUCAAACAAAAGAGGACAUGAAGUCGCUGCAAAACGAUCUGGCGAGUGCGGACAAAGAGAUCUCUAGUCUGAAGAAGAAGGUGGAGUUCCUGCAGAAGUCCCUGAGCACGCCGACACGAACCAACGAGGCACUCAGUCGACUCAUCUUUGAGAGCCCGGCUCCCAUGGAGCUGAAGCAGCCUCACCUCCACCAGCCAGUAGGCGGCGAUGACAUUGACCUCAACAUGACCUAUGAGGUAGCCACCCCCGAUGACGUGGCCAAGAAACCAAUGAAGGCCCCAUCCAAGAAGAUGCAUUUAGACCAUCCACCGUCAAAACACGACGAGAAGGCUUCAUCUUUGAGCAAGGCCAGAGAAGAUGCAUCCGUGGAUCCUUUUUUGAGGAACUCCCUCCUCUUCAGGAAGAAGACCUUUGGGAGCAUGUUGGACCCCCAGAGGAAGUUUGGAGCCGUGAAAAGUGGUUACGAUGGAUUAGGAGGACGGACCAAAUUCAUCCAACCUUCUCCGCUGGCAGAGAUCCGCCCGCUGAUGAAAGCUAAAAGGAAAAAGGUGAGCAGGCCCCCCCCCAAGAUGCCAACCUGCCUGACGCUGGACAGCUUCCUUGAAUGAGGAAGUCACCUGGCAGGAUGCGGCUUGUGAAGUGUACGCUAUUAGUUUUGACCUUUCACCCCCGACUAUCUAUUUAAAAACAAGUGGGCGACCACUUCCUGUUUUCUUUUCAUGACAUUAGCACAUUUUCUUCUUGCUGUGUGUUUGCGUGGGAACACUCUCUGCUUUUUCUUUUUCUUGGGGCGACUCUGAACUAUCGGUAUGGGAGACUGAGGGAGUGUAUGCAGAAUUUUCCGCCGUAGUCUUUUUUUUUGAAACAGAUUCCAAGUCUGAUGUAUUAUAGUCAAAGUAUAUUUUUUAGUUAAAUUGUAAUUAAUAAACCGAAUCCUUUUAGUGAU